Molecule: messenger RNA, 623 nt
Organism: Papilio polytes (common Mormon)
Lineage: Eukaryota; Metazoa; Arthropoda; Insecta; Lepidoptera; Papilionidae
Gene: Sgsh
Product: N-sulphoglucosamine sulphohydrolase-like
Exons: 2
Coding region: 13-264 (83 amino acids)
Molecular function (GO): arylsulfatase activity
Source: RefSeq, a predicted model, not a curated record
UCGCACAACAACAUGGCGAGAGUGCCGGCUAUAUUUUACGUAGUAUGUGUACUUAUCACAGAAAAAGUAUUAUCUAAUAAGCCUCGAAAUGUUCUUAUAUUAUUGGCCGAUGACGGCGGCUUCGAGCUGGGGGCGUACGGUAACAAGAUCUGCCAGACGCCGAACAUCGACGCACUGGCGCGCCGCGGGCUGCUGUUCAACAAUGCCUUCGUCUCAGUCAGCAGCUGCUCGCCCAGGUGCCCGCAACUAAAUACUCCGCGAUAAGUAUCCCCUGCUUUCUGCUUCCAGCGGUUACCAUCAAACGUGACACAUGACACUACAGGAUUAGCAUUAUACGUGGUCCCUUACUAAUAACCUGUUAUUGAAUAAUGUCAAUUUCACUUUUAAAGCGAGAUCAAUGUCGAGCUGCUUUAUCUACUUUCACUUAAUAAUUAAAAGCUUUCUUAUAGCUGGAAUUCUAAAGGUUUCGAAAAUAUUUAGAAUUUGUAGUAUUUAGUACAAAAUUGGAUGCAUAGUUACAUGUUUAUAAUCAUGAGCUUGGUAUAGUAAUCGUUUGUGGAUGAAGAUGACCAUGUAUUGGCAGCGUGUUGAGGGCGAUGUUUGUGUGCAGCUGUAGUGUACUU